UCUGUUACGCAUGUAGACAGCGCAGAAGCCCCGAGGUAACUGCAUGGAUGCUUGCUAUCAAGAAACAAGUAGACUACAUUUAUUUGGCUUAAUUACAGCGCAGAGAUUAUUUUAUAUGUCUGUCAAGCGUGGAACAUGUUAGUGAAUAUGAAGUAGAGUUUUGUCCUUUUGUCCAAAAAUCCAGAAAUAAACUACCGGUUACAUUUUGUUUGCUGCAUCCCUCCAACGAAAGCUAAUCUAGUAACACUAGUUAGACACUCGUAGAGAACCGACUUUCUAAUUUAGGGAAAAACAAACUGUACCUCUAAAAGGAUGAAUAAACGCGAAGGUGAGGGCUGGUCACGGAGAAAUGCUGAAGCUGCACAGGAGCGUGAAGCGCAUGCCAAUUCGUCCUCGCCAGUCAUCGCUGCGUUUAAAGUUUUCCAGCAGGAGCUCGACACCAGACACGACAAAUAUGAGCGCCUUGUUAAGAUCAGUCGAGACAUCACCAUCGAAAGCAAGAGGAGCAUUUUCCUUCUGCACAGAGUGACCAACGUUCCGGAUGCUGAGGGAGUUUUGAAUGAGGCCGAGAGCAAACUGGAUGGAGUCAGGCAGAAGAUUGGGCAAAUUGCUGAGGAGCUCAGAGGAGAGGAUAUUUAUCAGUUUCACAGAGCUUUCACUCCAGGAAUUCAGGAGUAUGUGGAGGCUAUCACCUUUCUGCACUACAUCCGUCAUCGCAGCCUUAUCAGCCUGGAGGAGAUAAACGCGAGGCUUGUCUUCAUGAAAACCGACAACGCAGAUCCAAAAGGCUCGGUGGAAGCCCCGCCUUCGUCAGCUCACGUCCUGACCUUCCAGGUGACGCCGGCCGACUACCUGCUGGGCGUGGCCGACCUGACGGGAGAGCUGAUGCGGCUGUGCAUCGGCAGCGUGGGCAACGGCGACAUCGACACGCCCUUCCAGCUGAGCCAGUUCCUGCGGCAGAUUCAUGACGGCUUCUCCUACAUCGGGAACACGGGGCCUUACGAGGUCUCCAAGAAGCUGCACACUCUCCGGCAGAGCCUGGGCAAAGUGGAGGAUGCCUGCUACACCCUGCGUGUCCGCGGCUCGGAGAUCCCCAAGCACAUGCUGGCGGAUGUGUUCUGCACCAGGACCACCCACAUGGAUACAGAGGAAGGAAUGGUUUAGCUAAACACUCUUCAUCACCUUUGGUGUUUCUAUGUUUGGUAUAUUGUGUUGCAUUUUUAAUUUUUAAUGCGGUGAGAGAACCAUUCUUUUAGCCUGCUUGUUAAUGUAGCAUAAACAUUUUUAGAGUAGAAAAUAUGUUGUUUUCUUUGUUGAAAUUUUGAAUAUUCUGCUAUUUUGCAUGAAUAAAAGUUCUGUUGUGCUCUCCUUCA
Messenger RNA from Gambusia affinis (western mosquitofish), 1373 nucleotides. RefSeq names its product translin-associated factor X (gene tsnax). Gene Ontology annotation, cellular component: cytoplasm; nucleus. The transcript has 6 exons. Lineage: Eukaryota; Metazoa; Chordata; Actinopteri; Cyprinodontiformes; Poeciliidae. The record is from RefSeq and is a predicted model, not a curated record. Gene Ontology annotation, molecular function: RNA binding; RNA endonuclease activity; sequence-specific DNA binding. The coding region runs from base 313 to 1164 and encodes 283 amino acids.